Messenger RNA from Ilyonectria robusta, 2058 nucleotides. Its product is annotated as fungal-specific transcription factor domain-containing protein. NCBI's taxonomy places the organism in Eukaryota, Fungi, Ascomycota, Sordariomycetes, Hypocreales, Nectriaceae. Gene Ontology annotation, cellular component: nucleus. The transcript is spliced from 2 exons. The record is from RefSeq and is a predicted model, not a curated record. Gene Ontology annotation, biological process: positive regulation of transcription by RNA polymerase II. Bases 1 to 2058 code for a protein of 685 amino acids. Gene Ontology annotation, molecular function: zinc ion binding; transcription cis-regulatory region binding; DNA-binding transcription factor activity, RNA polymerase II-specific.
AUGUCUACGCUGCCCCCCGACCAUCGCAACGCCAUGAUGCGAUCAACCGGAAACACAGUCAACAUGGCUGCUCCUCAGUCUUCCAAGGCCAAGUCGGCCUCAAAAGCCAGCAAUGGCAAGCCCAAGAGCAAGACCCAGAUGCACCGCCGCUCAAGAACAGGCUGCUACACCUGCAGACUACGGCGCAAGAAGUGCGAUGAGGGUUCGCCCAUGUGCACUGCAUGCAAGCACCUCGGCUUGCAGUGCGAGUACAAGCGACCCAUGUGGUGGAGCAACAACGAUAUGCGCAGAAGGCACAAAGACGACAUCAAGACCAUCAUUAAGCGCAAGAAGCUCUCAGAGAAGUCUUCACACAACCUCCCAACCUCCGUAGGGAGCUCUCCUCCUGGCCUCAGCCACUCCCUGCCCACUUCCGCCACCUUCACAGACCCUCUCGACCGAACGAGGUCGGCCUCCAUCGACUCUCACUUCUCCGCCGCCUUCAACUUCAACAGCCCCCCCAGUGGUGCCGAGUAUGGCUCCUUCAAUGCAAGCAUGCACCCCGAGAUCAUGUUCGGCAGCUACUCGCCGUAUGAAAUCGAUGUCAAGACUGAGCGACAAAUGUUCGUCAACGACGUGCCCACUCUCCGCGAGUCGACCAUUUCCACCUUCAGCACCUACCAACCGCCGCCUCCUGCCGGCACCAUUCUGUCAUCUGUGCCAUUCGAUGGCGAGUGGGCAGAGCAAAUCUUCCAGGAGCGUAAGGAGUCGCUGUCCGAGGAGACCCUUAAUAUCAACUUCUUUGACUUCUCCCACGGCCCCUCCACGGACACUAGGCAAAUACAGAUUGAGCUGGACGAGAAUGACCAGCGACUUCUGGAACACUUCAUCCAGUUUGUUCUGCCGACCAUCUUCCCCAUCCUCGAGUCCAACCAGCACGGUUCGGUUAGCUCUGACCUGAUCCUCCCCGCGCUGCAGUCUAACAGCGCCUACCUGCACUGCUGCCUUAGCAUCGCGGCCCAGCACUUGAAGUCGCACGCCAAUGUCACUGGCGAGGAAGUCGACCAAGACAUCAUGCGCCAUCGCUACGCCACCAUCUGGGCCCUAUGCGAGGCGCUCAAGAAGGAUGAGAACCACCAGCAGAUUCUUGAGGCCACCCUGGGCCUCAUCUUCUUUCAAUGCGUCGUCGGCCGCUUCGACGAUGGCCUUCUCGAUAUUCCCUGGCACCAGCACUUCCAGGCCGCCAUUAGCCUGGUGCAGAAGCUUGACCUUCCCCGCAUUGUCUCGGAUCCCACUGAGAACGCGACUCAGACUCCCUUCAACAUGACUCUCACUUCCUGGAUUGAUAUUCUCGGUGCAACCAUGAAGGGCCGAUCCCCCACUUUUGCCCACGCCUACCGAGAGAAGCACCUGUCACAAGUGAACCCCCACCUCGGUCUCCGAGAGCUCAUGGGCUGCGAUGACCGCGUGAUGUACCUCAUCUCAGAGAUCGCCUGCCUUGAGUCGCUUAAGAAGGAUGGCAUGGAUGACUUCACUCUUUGCCAGCACGUGUCGGCCCUCGGCGAGCAGAUCAGUCUUACUGAGAUGAACGAGACCGGCCCCAAGAUGCCCUUCAAUGCCAAUGGCAGCCUCUCCCCCAAGCAGCUGUCUAAGAACAUGACUGCGGCCUUCCGUCUGGCUGCCCGCAUCUACCUCUGCAGUUUGGUACCCGGCUUUGGCCCCACUCAGCCGUCUCACCUGGCCCUCAUUGAGAAGCUUACAGCAGUGCUCCAGCACAUCCCCUCAGGCCCCAACGGCUUCGACCGCAACUUGGUCUGGGUCUACCUCAUUGGCGGAUCUGUCAGUCUUCCUGGAAGCAACUUCCGAGCCUUCUUCCAUGACCGCCUGGCGCAACUCGGCGACCUCGCUAACUAUGGCUCCAUGGGCCGUGUGGCCACCCUCUUACACGAGGUCUGGCUGCAGAACGAUAACAUGUCGGGCGUUAGCACGCCCGGCUCCACGGCGUCAGAGAUGGUCCAGCCGCACAUCCACUGGCGGGAUGUCAUGCAGAUGAAGGGAUGGGACUUUUUGCUGAUCUAG